Messenger RNA from Drosophila mauritiana, 14218 nucleotides. It is a transcript of the gene trx, whose product is annotated as histone-lysine N-methyltransferase trithorax. The transcript has 9 exons. Gene Ontology annotation, biological process: positive regulation of DNA-templated transcription. The record is from RefSeq and is a predicted model, not a curated record. NCBI's taxonomy places the organism in Eukaryota, Metazoa, Arthropoda, Insecta, Diptera, Drosophilidae. Gene Ontology annotation, molecular function: sequence-specific DNA binding; zinc ion binding; DNA-binding transcription factor activity. Gene Ontology annotation, cellular component: nucleus; histone methyltransferase complex. Bases 1275 to 12449 code for a protein of 3724 amino acids.
CACACUGUCCGGUCGUUUUGCUUUGCUAUUUCCAUUUCGCUCGUCGAAAAAACGCAGAAAAUGUGGAAAUUAAUUGAUAAACUGUGCUAAAUAGUGUGUGUGAAUAUGGUACGCAGUGUCUGCCAAUGAAAUUACAUCGAAUUUGUGGCGUUCAAUUGCCAAAAAAGUGUGAAAAUCGAGAGCAGAAAACCUGAUUUCUGUGAAGAAGAAGCAGGCAUUUUUCAUCGUCGUAAAACCCAUACAUACAGACACCCGCACACACACACGCGCGCAAACGUAGCAACAUAUGUAUAUACGAAACGCGCGGGCGCGAGAGAGAGAACGGAAUAGCAAGAGAGCGGGCCAUUUCGGUGUACGUGUGUGCGUGUAGCUGUGCGUUUGUUUUGUGAGCGCAGAGCAGAGAGCGAAAGAGAGCGGCGAAUGUGAGAGCCAAAGCAAAAACCAAGAAAUAAGUGAACGAAAAUAAAAACGAAAAUCGCAAUCUCCACCCCUGUAUAUUGUGUUUACUAGUGUUUUGAGUGCGUGUGUUUCUGUCCCGUUUUGUUGUGAAAUUGUCCCAAGUGUGGAUUAUUUUCGUUUUCGUAUUAUAUUCGUGCACCAAGGAUGCCAAAUGGUAACAACAACCCCUGAAACGGUAUCGAAUCUCAAUCUGCAUCUGGAUACACGCUCGACAGCAAGAUUUCAAGACACGCAGACUGCAGACUUUUGUGAGACAGUGUGUGUGAGUGAAGCAGUGGGGUGGAAUGGGAAGAUGGCAAUGAUGUAGACCGAGGAUGUAUUGAGAUGAUGAUGGGGAUAAUGAUGGUAAUGGUAAUGAGCACCAUGUGGCCGCCAACACAAACCAGCAUCAGCAACAACAACAAGAGCAACAGUGGCAGUUACAGAUGAGAAAAGUUGCCGCGAAAGUACAGCAAUGUGGAAAACUGUGAAUUCGUCGAGCAGAAACUCCCAACGCAGAAAAACUAAACGCGCAAAAAGAAGAAUUUUCAUCAGGCCAUAAAAGCGAGAACAAAGAGAAAAACUGUCGUAAAAAGAGCCAGCAGUAGGGAAAACCCACCACUUAAUAGUGGCCCACAACAGCAACAACGCCAUCAGCAGCAGCAGCAACAACAACAACAACUUGAGUUAUCCACAAGUUCGAGAAAUCAAACAAUUCGAGGAAAUCAAAGAAAACAAACUGCAAGUCCCAGUAUAAAUCGAACAAAAAACGAGGAAAAUCCAAUCUAAAGGCAGGCAAAUGCAAAUGCAAAGGCAAAGGCAAUCACACUACUAUUAUGGGCCGCUCCAAGUUUCCCGGCAAACCCUCCAAGUCGAUCAACCGUAAGCGGAUCAGUGUCCUGCAGCUGGAGGAUGAUGCGGCCAAUCCGGCCGAACCGCAGCAGCCAGCGCCGGAGUCCCAGCAGCCGAGUGGCUCUGGAUCUGGUUCGCCGGCUGCCCGGGAAAAAGGCAACAAUUGUGAUAACGAUGAGGAUGAUAAUGCGCCGGGUGGUGCCUCAAUUAGUGGCAAUACGGCAUCGUCAUCCGCAGGCUCCGGAAACAGCGGCAAUGGCAGCAGUUCCGGAUCCAGUACGGGAUCGGGAUCAUCCGGAUCGGGAUCCACGAAUGGCGGUAGUGUAAAUGGCGGCACCCAUCACAAGACUGCGGCCAAUCUGGACAAGGAGGCUGUGACGAAGGAUCAAAAUGGUGACGGUGAUAAAACGAGAGGAAAUGUGUCGAGUGCACCUUCAGGAAAAUUAUCCGCAGCAGCUUCUGGAAAAGCCUUGAGCAAGUCCUCCAGAACUUUCUCAGCGUCGACUUCUGGAACAUCCUCAGGACGGUCGUCUGGCUCCUCUCCAGAAGGAAAUUCCGGAGCAUCUUCCGAUGGAGCAUCUUCCGGAAUAUCCUGCGGAAAAUCUACAGUCAAGUCCUCAGAAGCAUCCUCUGGAAAAUUGGCGAAAACAGCAGGCGCUGGGCCAUGCUCUUCUGCGAAGUCUUCUAAAGCAUCUUCUGGAACACCUAGUGAAGCAACAACCUCUGGCCUUUCCAGCGCAUGCCUUAAAGCACUAUUCGUGGCGACACCGGCCACAUCAACUGGAUUGGCCUGUGCCCUGGUUUCCCCCGGAGGAUCGUCGCCAGGUGGAGCCUUUCCUAUAAGUGCCGCUUUACUGAGAGCACGCAAGAAUAGUAAUAAAAAGUUCAAGAAUCUGAACCUGGCCAGGGGCGAAGUUAUGCUGCCCUCCACAUCCAAGCUGAAGCAGCUCAAUAGUCCGGUGGUGGACAAUCCGUCCCCCUCCGCGCCAAUUGCCUCCGGCUCCACGCCUGCUGUGGAGGGAGGAACGGGCGUAGGGGGCGUGGUCAGCCCGGGUGAGGAUGCGGCCCUGAAGCGCGUCUUGACCGAAAUGCCCAAUGAAGUUGCCCGCGAUCCCUCUCCAUCCAGCUGCCCUGCAGCGGCAAAUGGAGCAGCAUCGGGAAAAGGACCUGCUUCCAAUGGACCGCCAGCAGUGGCCACUUCUGGGGACGGCAGUAGUCCCAAAUCUGGAGCGGAUACGGGACCAUCGACUUCAUCAACGACAGCUAAGCAAAAGAAGACGGUGACGUUUAGAAACGUGCUGGAGACAAGUGAUGAUAAGUCGGUUGUGAAGCGGUUCUACAAUCCAGACAUCCGCAUACCAAUUGUCUCAAUUAUGAAGAAGGAUUCCUUAAACCGACCGCUGAACUACUCCAGGGGAGGCGAGUGCAUUGUGCGACCCUCCAUUUUGUCCAAGAUACUCAACAAAAACUCCAACAUCGAUAAGCUGAACUCUCUUAAAUUUCGAUCGGCGGCAGCGAGCUCAUCUUCCUCAAAUCAGGAAUCAGGAUCCUCUUCAAAUGUGUUUGGCUUGUCCCGCGCUUUUGGCGCUCCCAUGGAUGAAGAUGAUGAGGGUGGCGUUACCUUCCGUCGCAAUGAUUCUUCAGAAGAUCAAAACAACGCGGAGGACGAAGAAAUGGAUGACGAUGAGGACGACGAAGAAGCCGAGGAGGACGAUGAAAAUGAGGAUGACAAUGAUGAAGCAGCAUCCGAAAAGAGUGCAGAAACCGAGAAAAGUGCCGGAGCUGAUGAACGGGAACCGGAUGAGAAGCAGUUGGUUAUGGACUCGCAUUUCGUGUUGCCCAAAAGGAGUACACGAUCUUCGCGGAUCAUCAAGCCCAACAAGAGAUUGCUAGAAGAGGGUGCUAUUAGUACCAAGAAACCUUCUUCUCUUGGCGACUCUAAAGCCAAAAACGUCUUCGGAGCAUCUUCCUCAAGUGUGGGUUCCACGGCAUCAACAUUCUCCGCAUCAACAAAUCUGAAGCUUGGCAAGGAGACCUUCUUCAACUUUGGCACCCUUAAGCCAAAUAGUAGUGCAGCUGGAAACUUUGUUUUGAGGCAACCUCGUCUGCAAUUCCAGGCAGACAACCAGCAGGCACCAUUCACGGCUCCAAAAGCUUGUCCCACAUCACCCAGUGCCAUUCCGAAACCAGCUAAUUCCUUGGCGACUUCGUCUUUUGGAUCGUUAGCCAGCACGAGUUCAUCAACAGUAACACCUACUCCCAGUGCCUGCUCCAUAUGCUCAGCGGUGGUCAGCAGCAAAGAGGUGGCCCAAGCCCGUAAGUACGGAGUUGUGGCGUGCGACGUGUGCAGGAAGUUCUUCUCAAAGAUGACCAAGAAAUCUAUAUCGGCCAAUUCGAGCACUGCGAAUACGUCCUCCGGCAGCCAACAGUAUCUGCAAUGCAAAGGAAGUGAAGGAUCACCUUGCAGCAUUCAUUCAGCCAAGAGUCAGUUGAAAAACUUCAAGAAGUUUUACAAGGAUCGGUGCACUGCGUGUUGGCUGAAAAAAUGCAUGAUCUCGUUUCAGCUUCCUGCAGCUCAUAGAAGCAGGUUAAGUGCUAUAUUGCCACCGGGUAUGCGAGGAGAAUCCGCUUCCCGAGAAGAAAAAUCUGCGGAACUGCUUUCUCCAACAGGCAGUCUGAGAUUUACUUCUACUGCGUCCUCUUCUUCUCCUUCGGUAGUUGCUUCUACGUCUGUGAAGUGGAAGUCCAGUGGUGACUCAACUUCGGCCUUGACUUCGAUAAAGCCCAAUCCGCUGGCGGAGAACAAUGUCACAUUUGGCAGUACUCCUCUGCUGCGUCCUGCGAUUUUGGAGAAACCCCUUUUCCUGAAGAUAAGCAAUGCAGCAGAUCAAAAACUUACAGCUGCUGAAGCAAUCAGUCCCAGUUUGACAAAAAAGACCAGCAAACAGGAGAAAGAAAAAGUAAAGGAAUCGGAACAGAGCGAAAAGCUUCUAAGUCCCACACAGGCAGCCACAAAGAAACCUGGAGCAGCAGAAGCUCCAGUUGCAGAAGCUCAACCUCAAAAAGAGGAGGCACCACAAACGUCUACCACCACCCAGCCAUCUGCUUCCAAUGGAGCUUCUCAAGGGGUUCCUCAAGCAGAACUUGCUGGUGAAACGAAUGCUACAGGCGACACCCUCAAACGACAAAGGAUUGAUCUAAAGGGACCUCGAGUAAAACAUGUGUGCCGCAGUGCCUCCAUUGUCCUCGGGCAACCUUUGGCUACCUUUGGCGAGGAUCAGCAACCUGAGGAUGCGGCUGAUAUGCAGCAAGAAAUAGCUGCUCCAGUGCCAUCAGCAAUUACAGAGCCUUCACCUGAAAAACCAACUCAAAUCGUUACAGAUGAGAACGAUAAUUGUGCUAGCUGUAAAACGUCUCCUGUUGGUGAAGAAUCGAAGCCCAGCAAGUCCUCUGGCAGUGGCCAAGCUGAAGUUAAGAAAUCAACAGCGGGAGGUAAAGAAGGGGCAGCAAGUGCAGCUGGAGUCCCAUCUGCAAAGGUUACAACACGAAAUGCAGCGGUUGCGUCCAGCCUAAUAGUGGCAGCCAGCAAAAAACAGCGUAACGGGGACAAUGCUACCUCAAGUUCGGUCACUCAAUCGUCAAAUCAAACCCAGGGACGCAAAACUAAGGAGCAUCGACAGCAGCGUACACUGAUAUCCAUCGAUUUCUGGGAGAAUUAUGAUCCUGCUGAAGUGUGCCAAACUGGUUUUGGUUUGAUAGUAACGGAAACAGUGGCUCAGAGGGCUCUGUGUUUCCUAUGCGGCUCUACUGGCUUGGAUCCGCUGAUCUUUUGCGCCUGCUGUUGUGAGCCCUAUCAUCAGUACUGUGUCCAAGAUGAAUAUAAUCUGAAACAUGGCUCUUUUGAGGAUACCACGCUAAUGGGCAGCCUUCUGGAAACGACGGUAAAUGCCUCCACGGGACCAUCAUCAUCCUUAAAUCAACUGACACAGCGCUUGAAUUGGUUGUGUCCUCGAUGCACCGUUUGCUACACCUGCAAUAUGUCAUCAGGGUCCAAAGUCAAGUGCCAGAAGUGUCAAAAGAACUAUCACAGCACCUGCUUGGGCACUAGCAAGAGACUUCUUGGAGCUGAUCGUCCGUUAAUAUGUGUCAAUUGCUUAAAAUGCAAGUCUUGCUCCACCACAAAAGUAUCGAAAUUUGUGGGUAACCUGCCGAUGUGUACGGGUUGCUUUAAGCUGCGCAAGAAGGGCAACUUUUGUCCAAUAUGCCAGAGAUGCUAUGAUGACAACGAUUUUGAUUUGAAAAUGAUGGAGUGUGGUGACUGUGGUCAAUGGGUUCAUUCCAAGUGCGAAGGUCUCAGCGAUGAGCAGUACAAUCUAUUGAGCACUCUACCGGAAUCAAUAGAGUUUAUCUGCAAGAAAUGUGCCCGCAGGAAUGAGAGUUCUAAGAUCAAGGCUGAGGAAUGGCGACAAGCCGUAAUGGAGGAGUUCAAAGCCAGUCUCUACAGUGUUUUGAAACUUCUCAGCAAAUCUCGGCAAGCUUGUGCCCUUCUCAAACUAAGUCCCCGCAAGAAACUGCGCUGCACCUGCGGAGCAUCCUCAAACCAAGGGAAACUUCAACCAAAAGCCCUUCAGUUCAGUAGUGGAUCGGAUAACGGUUUGGGCAGCGACGGUGAGUCUCAAAAUAGCGACGAUGUCUAUGAGUUCAAGGAUCAGCAGCAACAACAACGGAAUGCUAACAUGAACAAGCCACGAGUAAAAUCCCUGCCCUGCUCUUGCCAACAGCACAUCAGUCAUCCGCAAUCUUUUAGCCUGGUGGAUAUUAAGCAGAAGAUUGCUGGCAACUCAUAUGUUUCCCUGGCGGAAUUCAACUAUGACAUGAGUCAAGUAAUCCAACAGAGUAAUUGCGAUGAACUGGACAUUGCCUACAAAGAGCUGUUGAGUGAGCAGUUCCCAUGGUUCCAAAACGAAACGAAAGCCUGCACCGAUGCCUUGGAGGAGGAUAUGUUUGAGUCCUGUUCUGGAGGCAACUACGAGGAUUUGCAAGAUGCCGGAGGAGUAAGUGCUUCUGUUUACAACGAGCAUUCGACUUCACAGGCAGAAUCGCGAUCUGGUGUGUUGGAUAUUCCCCUGGAGGAAGUUGACGACUUUGGCAGUUGUGGCAUUAAGAUGCGAUUAGAUACAAGAGUGUGUCUGUUCUGCAGAAAGAGUGGUGAAGGCUUAUCAGGCGAAGAAGCUCGUCUUCUGUACUGCGGUCACGACUGCUGGGUUCACACCAAUUGUGCCAUGUGGUCUGCGGAAGUGUUCGAGGAGAUUGACGGUUCACUUCAAAAUGUCCACAGUGCGGUGGCCAGGGGCAGGAUGAUCAAGUGUACGGUAUGUGGAAACCGAGGAGCCACUGUCGGAUGCAAUGUGCGAUCUUGUGGUGAACACUAUCACUAUCCAUGUGCCAGAAGCAUCGACUGCGCUUUUCUCACAGAUAAGUCCAUGUAUUGUCCUGCACAUGCAAAGAAUGGAAAUGCCUUGAAAGCCAAUGGAUCGCCCAGUGUUACAUACGAAUCCAACUUUGAGGUUUCCCGACCCGUGUAUGUGGAAUUGGAUAGAAAAAGGAAAAAACUGAUAGAACCGGCUCGUGUGCAAUUUCACAUUGGAUCUUUGGAGGUGCGCCAGCUUGGAGCUAUAGUUCCCAGAUUUUCGGACUCCUACGAAGCCGUGGUACCUAUUAAUUUCCUGUGCAGUCGUCUGUACUGGUCUUCGAAGGAGCCCUGGAAAAUCGUUGAGUAUACAGUGCGCACCACAAUACAGAACAGUUCGUCAACUCUAACAGCCCUGGAUGUGGGUCGGAAUUAUACGGUAGAUCACACAAAUCCAAAUAGCAAGGAGGUUCAGUUGGGUAUGGCGCAAAUUGCUCGAUGGCACACAAGUCUAGCGAGGAGUGAAUUUCUGGAGAAUGGCGGAGCCGACUGGAGCGGUGAAUUCCCGAAUCCCAACUCUUGUGUACCACCGAAUGAAAACACCGAAGAGGAACCGCAACAGCAGGCUGACUUACUUCCCCCAGAGAUUAAAGAUGCCAUAUUCGAAGAUCUUCCCCACGAGCUGCUCGAUGGCAUCUCCAUGCUGGACAUAUUCUUGUAUGACGAUAAGACAGACUUGUUUGCCAUAAGUGAACAAUCCAAGGAUGGCACUCAGGCAAUGACUUCCAAUCAGGCUCAAAAUCAAAAUCAACAAACAGGUGGAGCUAAUUCUGUGAGCAUUUGUGAUGAGGAUACCCGCAAUUCAAAUACGAGCUUGGGAAAUGGCUGGCCAGCCAGCAAUCCUGUGGAGGAUGCGAUGUUAUCCGCAGCUCGAAACUCCAGCCAAGUGCAGAUGCUCAAGACACUAGCUUGGCCAAAGCUCGACGGGAAUAGCGCCAUGGCCACCGCUAUAAAAAGGCGAAAGCUGUCGAAAAACCUGGCUGAAGGAGUAUUUUUAACCCUAAGCAGUCAGCAAAGGAACAAAAAGGAGAUGGCCACGGUGGCAGGCGUGUCGAGGAGGCAAUCUAUCAGUGAGACAUCCGUCGAAGGAGUCGCCACCACAUCUGGAUCUGUGAGAAGCAAGAGUUUCACCUGGAGUGCUGCAAAGCGUUAUUUCGAAAAGAGUGAAGGGCGCGAGGAAGCAGCUAAGAUGAGGAUAAUGCAAAUGGAUGGCGUGGACGAUUCAAUUACCGAAUUUCGCAUAAUUUCCGGCGAUGGAAAUCUAUCAACAGCUCAGUUCAGCGGUCAGGUUAAAUGCGAUCGGUGUCAGUGCACCUACAGAAAUUACGACGCCUUCCAGCGGCAUUUACCAUCCUGCAGUCCUACAAUGUCCUCCAAUGAAUCGGAAUCUGACGUCAGCGGGCAAGGAAUUACUAAUAAUGCUACCCAAAUCAGUGCGGAAAGCUUGAACGAGCUGCAAAAACAACUUCUCGCGAAUGCAGGAGGUUUAAAUUACCUUCAAUCAGCAACAUCGUUUCCCCAAGUUCAGAGCCUGGGCUCCCUGGGACAGUUUGGCUUACAGGGAUUACAACAGCUUCAACUACAACCCCAAUCCCUGGGCAAUGGAUUUUUCCUAUCCCAGCCGAAUCCAGCUACCCAAGCAAACACGGACGAUUUGCAAAUCUAUGCGAAUUCACUGCAAAGUUUGGCUGCCAAUCUGGGUGGAGGUUUCACGCUAGCUCAACCUACGGUGACAGCUCCAGCACAGCCUCAAUUAAUUGCUGUUUCCACCAAUCCGGAUGGUACUCAGCAGUUUAUCCAAAUCCCCCAAACGAUGCAGGCCACAACGACACCAACAGCAACCUAUCAGACCCUGCAGGCCACCAAUACGGAUAAGAAGAUUAUGCUUCCCCUUACGGCAGCUGGAAAGCCACUGAAGACAGUGGCCACCAAGGCAGCGCAACAGGCGGCUGUCAAACAGAGGCAGCUGAAGUCAGGACACCAGGUGAAGCCGAUUCAGGCCAAGUUGCAACCGCACCCUCAGCAGCAUCAACAGCAGCAGCAGACUCAGGUGCAACAGCCCAUCACUGUUAUGGGGCAGAAUCUCCUCCAGCCGCAGCUGUUGUUCCAGAGCAGCACCCAGACUCAGGCUCCGCAGAUAAUCUUGCCUCAAGCUCAGCCCCAGAACAUCAUUUCUUUUGUGACUGGAGACGGAAGCCAAGGACAGCCACUGCAAUACAUCUCUAUACCAACAGCGGGGGAGUAUAAACCCCAGCCACAGCCUACGGCAACGCCUACUUUCCUGACAACUGCACCCGGAGGAGGUGCUACCUAUUUGCAAACGGAUGCGAGUGGAAAUUUAGUGCUUACUACCACACCCACCAACUCAGGAUUGCAAAUGUUGACGGCGCAAUCCCUACAAGCGCAACCUCAAGUAAUAGGAACGCUCAUCCAGCCCCAAACCAUUCAGUUGGGAGGAGGCGCUGAUGGCAACCAGCCAGGCGGUAAUCAGCAACCAUUAAUAUUAGGUGGUACAGGUGGAGGAUCCACCGGCCUGGAAUUUGCCACCACCUCUCCCCAGGUGAUUCUCGCCACACAACCGAUGUACUAUGGACUGGAGACGAUUGUCCAGAAUACGGUCAUGUCGUCACAGCAGUUUGUUUCCACUGCAAUGCCAGGAAUGCUUAGCCAGAAUGCCAGCUUCUCAGCAACCACUACACAGGUGUUCCAGGCGAGUAAAAUCGAACCGAUUGUUGAUCUGCCCGCUGGCUAUGUGGUGCUCAAUAACACAGGAGAUGCAUCCAGUGCGGGCACAUUCCUAAACGCAGCCAGUGUGCUGCAACAGCAAACGCAGGACGACACAACAACGCAGAUACUGCAGAACGCUAACUUCCAGUUCCAGUCGGUGCCCACAUCUUCAGGAGCUUCCACAUCAAUGGAUUACACCUCUCCUGUAAUGGUCACAGCGAAGAUCCCGCCAGUAACUCAGAUGAAGAGAACGAAUGCUCAAGCCAAGGCAGCGGGAAUUUCGGGAGUGGGCAAAGUGCCACCACAACCACAGGUGGUCAACAAGGUGCUGCCCACCAGCAUAGUCACCCAGCAGUCUCAAGUACAGUUGAAGAACUCCAAUCUCAAACAAUCUCAGGUUAAGGGCAAAGCCGCUUCCGGAACGGGAACAACUUGUGGAGCACCACCCAGUAUUGCCUCGAAGCCUCUUCAGAAGAAAACCAACAUGAUACGACCCAUUCACAAGCUGGAAGUGAAACCCAAAGUGAUGAAGCCUACGCCGAAGGUACAAAGUCAAAAUCACUCCUUGUUGCAGCAACAGCAACAGCAGCAGCCACAGUUACAGCAGCAGAUUCCAGCCGUGGUGGUCAAUCAGGUGCCGAAGGUUACGAUAUCACAGCAGCGAAUCCCCGCGCAACCGCAGCAGCAACAGCUGCAGCAGGCGCAGAUGAUCCAUAUUCCUCAGCAGCAACAACCGCUCCAGCAACAACAGGUGCAGGUGCAGCCUUCAAUGCCCAUUAUAACACUCGCUGAGUCACCAGUAGUGCAAUCGCAAUUCGUGAUGGAACCUCAAGUUUUGGAGCAGCAGGAGCUGGCUAACCGCGUGCAGCAUUUCUCCACAAGUAGCAGCAGUAGUAGUAGCAACUGCUCGCUGCCCACCAAUGUGGUUAAUCCUAUGCAACAACAAGCACCACCAACCACCAGUAGCUCCACAACCAGGCCUACGAAUCGGGUGCUACCGAUGCAGCAGCGGCAGGAACCUGCUCCGUUGUCCAACGAGUGCCCCGUAGUUCCGUCACCCACUCCUCCGAAACCUGUUGAACAGCCUAUAAUCCAUCAAAUGUCUAGCGCCAGUGUGUCCAAGUGCUAUGCCCAGAAGUCAACACUACCAUCACCAGUUUACGAGGCGGAACUCAAAGCUAGUUCAGUUUUGGAAAGCAUUGUGCCAGAUGUCACAAUGGAUGCAAUCAUGGAGGAACAGCCGGUAACGGAGUCCAUCUACACGGAGGGACUCUACGAGAAGAAUUCGCCGGGGGAGUCGAAGACUGAACAGCUACUUCUCCAACAACAGCAGCGAGAGCAACUUAAUCAACAAUUGGUCAACAACGGGUAUCUGCUCGAUAAGCACACCUUCCAAGUGGAGCCAAUGGAUACGGAUGUCUACAGGGAGGAAGACCUCGAAGAGGAGGAGGACGAGGAUGAUGAUUUCAGCUUGAAAAUGGCCACAUCGGCGUGCAACGAUCACGAGAUGUCCGAUAGUGAAGAGCCGGCGGUCAAGGAUAAGAUCAGUAAAAUUCUGGACAACCUUACCAACGAUGACUGUGCAGAUUCAAUUGCCACUGCGACGACGAUGGAAGUGGAUGCCAGCGCUGGUUACCAGCAAAUGGUGGAGGAUGUCCUAGCCACAACUGCAGCACAAUCUGCUCCCACCGAAGAGUUCGAAGGCGCUCUAGAAACUGCAGCUGUGGAAGCCGCUGCCACCUAUAUCAACGAGAUGGCCGAUGCUCAUGUACUGGAACUCAAGCAGCUGCAAAAUGGAGUGGAACUAGAGCUCAGGAGGAGAAAAGAAGAGCAACGAACGGGGUCGCAAGAACAGGAGCAAUCAAAGGUCGCCAUCGUGCCUACAGCAGCUGCUCCCGAACCACCGCCACCUAUUCAAGAGCCCAAAAAAAUGACUGGCCCACAUCUGCUUUAUGAAAUCCAAAGCGAAGAUGGCUUUACGUACAAAUCGAGUUCCAUAACUGAGAUUUGGGAGAAGGUCUUUGAGGCAGUACAGGUGGCCAGGCGGGCACAUGGACUUACUCCGCUGCCAGAGGGUCCUCUAGCCGAUAUGGGUGGCAUCCAGAUGAUAGGUCUUAAAACGAAUGCCCUUAAGUACCUAAUUGAACAGUUGCCAGGCGUGGAAAAGUGCUCAAAAUAUACUCCCAAGUAUCACAAGCGCAAUGGCAACGUGUCCACAGCGGCGAAUGGAGUACAUGGAGGCAACUUAGGCGGAAGCAGUGCAUCAGCUGCCCUAUCAGUGUCUGGUGGAGAUUCACAUGGUCUGCUCGACUAUGGAUCGGAUCAGGAUGAAUUGCAGGAAAAUGCUUACGAUUGCGCCCGAUGUGAGCCUUAUGCCAACCGCAGCGAGUAUGAUAUGUUUAGUUGGUUGGCCUCCAGACAUCGCAAGCAGCCCAUCCAGGUGUUCGUCCAGCCGUCCGACAAUGAACUGGUGCCCAGAAGGGGAACUGGUAGCAACCUACCCAUGGCCAUGAAGUAUCGGACUCUUAAGGAGACUUACAAGGAUUAUGUUGGAGUCUUCAGAUCCCAUAUCCAUGGACGAGGCCUCUACUGCACUAAGGACAUUGAAGCAGGUGAAAUGGUUAUCGAAUACGCCGGUGAGUUGAUUCGCUCUACACUGACAGACAAAAGGGAACGCUACUACGACAGCCGCGGCAUUGGGUGCUAUAUGUUCAAAAUCGACGAUAACCUUGUAGUGGAUGCCACGAUGCGCGGCAAUGCGGCGCGUUUCAUCAAUCACUGCUGUGAGCCGAAUUGCUACUCAAAAGUGGUGGACAUCUUAGGGCACAAGCACAUCAUCAUCUUUGCGCUGCGCCGAAUCGUGCAGGGCGAGGAGCUUACCUACGACUACAAAUUCCCAUUCGAGGAUGAGAAGAUACCUUGCUCAUGCGGUUCCAAAAGGUGUCGGAAGUACUUAAAUUAAUAAAAGGAAGAUCAGUGUCGGAGAUAAGAACCAAGUAUGACGCUGGGCGUCGAAAUUAAUCCGUAUACUCAGCAAAAGGGGUUGGUUUUACACAUCUGAAAGAUCCCAAGGGUGGAAAGAAAUCCAAAAAUGUGAAUACAACGUCGUUGACCCGAAUACAUUGCUUUUAAUAUCAUGUUUUACCUUUUGAAUGAAGAAUAUCUAAGACAUUUACGAAAAGUAUUUUAAAGUCAUAGUCCAAUGCAAGAAACUACUCCAACUUUUAUAAAAUAAAAAUUUGGUACAUCACUUAGAUGUAAUUAUUAAACUAUACUUGUUCUGAUUGGACUAAAAUAAUCGAUUUUCAACGAUUCGCUAUAUACAGUUGAACAUUAAUUUUUAACCCUUUAUUACAACCAGAAAUCGAUCAAAUAUAUUCUCAGACCAAUUAAGAUAAUCAUUAAAUGAUAGCCUGUUUUUCUUUUGAGUAAAAGCAGACAUGAUAUUAAAAACAUUUUUGUUCAGUCAAACCGGCUUGUAAAUGUGCAAAGAUUAUUUUCUGUACCAAUUUUCAUUGCAAAAAUUAAUUGCUGCCCACAAUAGGGGCAGAAGAAACUCACCUGGAAUGAGAAUUGAAACACUUGUAGUUAACGGUUAUAUCGAUCUAUGUUUGGUCAAUCGUGAUACUUUUCGUUUUACAACCCCCAUACGUCUUAAGUAGUUGAUAUGUAAAAGUUAAACAGUUGAUAUUAUUAUAUAUCCUAUAUCUAAAGAACACGGCACACAUUAGGCAACGAAGCAAAUAUAUCCGAGCGAUCGGAGUGAAGAACAGAAACUCGAUGACGUCAGUAUUCAAGGGGAGAGAAUUAAUAAUUGUAAAUUAAAUAUGUUACGUACUAGCUACCUACCACAUACGGAUAAUGAUAUGCAGAUCAGUUAGCUAACUAGACUAGGGCUCCACAGAUUCUAUAAACAAAUACAAAUAACUAAGCUAAGCUGAUAAAUAUAACAUUGUUGGGCUUAGGCGAAUAACAGAUAAACGAUGGGAGACAUUAAAAACAAUUACUUACAGGGGCUUGUGUUAGAUUGUACAUAUAUUGCAUACGAAUUAUAAAUAUCUAUAUUAUAUAUCUACUGUAAUAAGAAAUUAACUAACCUUAAGUCACCAGGAUUGUGUAAGAGGAAACUAUUUUAUGUAGAGCUCUGCGUAUUUAUGUUUGUUACCAAUUAACCUACUGAUUAAUUGAUUGAACUACGAAUAAUAUCCGCAACCACAUGCUUAUAUAUAUAUAUAUAUACAUAUAUAUAUUUAGAGAAAGAAACCAAGCAUCACCCUUGAAAUUAUUGUAUUGUGAACAGGCAACCACAACAACAGCAGCCAAUUGUAAUUGUACCAACUCCAUUGAUUGUAUAUUUAUUAUUUUACACCUAAGUUAUAAAGCAUGUACAUUUUUGUGACCGUUUGUUUGCCUUGAUUUAAGCUCAAGCGUAAUCAUAAUUUGUGACGCCUAUCUUAAGUUCAGCUCCCUUGUAUUCUACUAGUUUAACAAUUCUUUCGCUUAAGACUAGCAUUAUAGUCCGCUCUGGUAUUUGUCCAAAAUUGUACACACAAACAGCAGGCAGAUAUGUAUAUUCCUAUCGGGGCGAUCGGUCGGACUUGUACAGGCAAAGUUCCAUAGCAUUUUUUGGCAGCCAUUCAAGACGCGCGCACUUUUUGCACGCUGUCGAGGAAUUUUAUAUUUUUAUUCCCUAAAGAAAAAAGUUUAAUAAACUACAGAUUAAAAUUCAAA